AUGCUGUCCCUGAGAAGAGCUUUUCGAGACGGUGCUCUGAAAGGUGACCAGCUCAACUUGCUUUCCCGCCAAACGCAUAGAGCACUAUCCACUGCUGCUCUGUCAGUUCGAGAGCUCCCUAGACACGAUCUACCUUUGGCCGAAGACGCUGAAUCGCCCACAAGUGGCAGAGCUUUAAAUCGAAGGGCCGAACUCAAAGAUUCCAAACCCUUCUCCUCCUUUCUUACCGACAAUUUUCAAAGACAGCAUGAUUAUCUUCGAAUUUCAAUUACAGAAAAAUGUAAUCUGCGAUGCGUGUAUUGUAUGCCAGAAGAGGGAGUCCCACAAUCGCCACAACAAGAUCUUCUUACAACACCAGAAAUCGUCCUUUUAUCAUCUUUAUUUGUAUCCCAAGGUGUUUCCAAGAUCCGCCUUACUGGUGGUGAGCCGACUGUUCGUCGCGAUAUCCUACCUCUUAUGCAACAGAUUGGAGCUUUGCGAUCUCGGGGUCUGCGCGAGCUCUGUCUCACCACAAAUGGACUAAACCUGUCAAGGAAGUUGGAUGGCAUGGUGGAAGCUGGGUUGACUGGAGUCAAUCUAAGUCUGGAUACUUUGGAUCCAUGGCAGUUUCAGAUCAUGACUCGAAGGAAAGGUUUCGAGGCUGUGAUGAGAAGUAUGGACAGGAUACUGCACAUGAACGAAUUGGGUGCUGGCAUAAAGCUCAAGAUCAAUUGUGUAGUUAUGCGUGGAGUCAACGAAAGAGAAAUAAUACCCUUUGUCGAAUUGGGUCGAGAUAAAAAUGUUGAGGUUCGGUUUAUCGAAUAUAUGCCAUUCGACGGCAACAAGUGGAGCCAGGGGAAAAUGCUAAGUUACAAAGAAAUGCUUGAUAUCAUACGGCAAAAAUACCCUACAGUUCAAAAAGUCACAGAUCACAAAAAUGACACGAGUAAGACGUACGAGAUUCCUGGAUUCGUGGGGAAAAUGGGAUUCAUUACAAGCAUGACACAUAAUUUUUGUGGCACUUGCAAUAGAUUGCGCAUCACGAGUGAUGGAAAUUUGAAGGUGUGCUUAUUUGGCAAUGCUGAAGUAUCUUUGAGGGACAUCUUGAGGAAAUCCAACGGCAACCUACCAAUUGACGAGCAAGCUUUUGAGGCGAUGAAGCAGAUAGAAAUGAGUAGGAGACAGAGUCUUAGAAACGCCCACGGCGAUCUAGGAAGCUCUGCUAACGAAAGGGAGCUACUGGAAGUCAUUGGCAUGGCCGUGAGUCGGAAGAAAGAAAAGCACGCCGGUAUGGGCGAAUUGGAAAACUUGAAGAAUAGACCCAUGAUUUUGAUAGAUGAUAAAUUAUCUCGUGGUCCGAAGGCACUCUCUCAUGACAUUGAAAGCCGGCGGCAUGGUCGAUCCCACGCAAUUCCUCUCAACCUCUUGACAAAUAUGACUCCAUCCCAUUAUACUCGGCUGUAUUCCAGCAAAUCUGCUGCGGCUCAGACGAAGAGUGACAGUAAGGACGUACAAAAGCCAUCGAUGGACAAUUCAUCUGGUUCGAGUUCCUCACAGGACCACAAGCUUACCCACCUUACGCAAUCCGGUGAUGCGCACAUGGUUUCCAUCUCCUCCAAGCAAUCUACCGAGCGAACUGCAGUUGCUGUCUGCAGUAUUCACUUCUCCAACAAUGUAGCAAUUCCUCUCAUCUGUGACAAUCGAGCCAAAAAGGGUGAUGUGCUAGGAGUCGCCCGAAUCGCAGGAAUCAUGGCUGCUAAGAGAACUUCUGAUUUAAUACCUCUAUGCCAUCCAAUCGCCAUUACACAUGUCAACAUUGACCUACAAAUCUCACAUGAAGCUGGAUCGAGCACUAAAUCUUCGUUUCCCGCUUCAAGGACGUCAAUUUCAUGGUCUGGCACAGGGCAAGGUGAUGGAUAUAAAUGGCCAUCAUCUGUUUCAGAAUCGGAUCCUUCCAGUGAUUUUGGAAGCGUGGAAGUCAAGGCUACUGUUUCAUGCGAUGGAAAGACGGGCGUAGAAAUGGAGGCUCUUACAGCUGCUUCAACGGCGGCGUUGACGAUCUACGAUAUGUGUAAGGCCGUAGAUAAAGGUAUGCGGGUUGAGGGGUUGAGAGUCGUGAGGAAAGAGGGGGGGAAGAGUGGCACAUGGGCAAAUGGGAUUCCCGAUAAAAUAAAACAUGUCACGACUACAAUCUACCAACCUACCACUACAACUGUUAGUGAGCCUUCGAUCUUGACUUCUACUGUCACCCUUGGAGAAGCAGGAGAUUAUGGAGGGGGUUUUGGCACGACGAUAUAUCAAACUGUCACACUUGAGGGUGGAUUCGUCACACCAAUCACUGUCACAGCACCUGCUCAAACAAUCACGCUCAACAUUGUUGGAACGGUCAUUGGAGGAGGCUCCGAAUCUACCUCAUCAUCGUUGAAGCUAUUCAAAACUUCUGUCCCUGUUCUCACCGGAACAGAAUCGCUUCUAGGAGCACAGGUCACAUAUCUUCCCUCGGCUGGUGCUUCUGUGGCCGUUACACAGGUGAACGUGGUAUCAGGGAUAUCUACAGUGCAGGUCUGCCCUACCGGUUCUUCAACUUAUGAUUGUACGGAAGUUGUUUAUGGCUCAGGUGAAGAAGUGAUUGUAGUCAAUAUCAUCACUGUUGAUGUCACAGUCGACGUUUAUGGCGAGGCUAGCACUGUUACAAUAACCAAGAUAGCGAGCGCCACUUCGACUCCAAUCCUCCCACCUAACAGCUCGGCAAAUCUUCUCGGAACUAAGACAUCAUUAACCCGCAAGCCUACUGGAUCUGGAGCACCAUAUUCUUAUAGGAACGGGAGUCAACCUAUCUAUCCGACUGGCUCUCUUGGGACCGGAACUAGCGGCUCAUAUAAACCCACUGGAACCGAGAAGUCGUCAAAUCCAACGCACAUCAUCUCAGGUGGCCAAAAUAGCACAUUAUUAUACUCACCUCAAUACAUCGACGCAGAGGAAGGGGAAACUGUACGAUUCAAGUUCUACCCCACAAAUCACACUGUCACUUCUUGUGAUGUCGCGGCUCCUUGCGUUAUGAACGGUGUCUACGAUCCUGGAUUCAAGCCCGUCUUAGCGAAGAACGUAACUACCUUUGUUGACUUCCCCAUCACGAACGCCACCAACUCACUAUAUUUCUUCAGAAUGAACCCUAAGUCGAAAACACAAUAUGACGAAUUCAUAUCUGCUGCCAAGAGUAAGAAGACUACCAUCAUCAGCCAUGCACCAACCGGAACAGCAUAUUUAACCGGCAGAAUUCGAGGAACGGGACAUCCAUCUGGCAGCGGCCGACCCACAUCCACUCAUUCUAACCUAGGAAUCAGCGCCACCGGCUCAUCAAAGGCACCCUCUCCUACUGGUGGAUCGAGCGCUAUUCUCGGCAGUGGAACGGGAGUACAUCACAUUGAUAGUCCCAAUCCAUCAGGCAGCAUCCUCAGCUCCGGCUUCCCACACUCGUCAGGUUCCCUCAGACCAGCUGGAAGCAUUGGCGGCCAUGCAUUUUCGACCGCUCUUCUUCCACCACUGGCAGCCCUAGCUCGCCUUCGCACUCGACCACUGGCAGUUCUAGUUCCACCAUAA
This is a messenger RNA of Sclerotinia borealis F-4128, 3579 nucleotides long. Lineage: Eukaryota; Fungi; Ascomycota; Leotiomycetes; Helotiales; Sclerotiniaceae. The record is from the annotation of a GenBank genome assembly.